This is a messenger RNA of Alosa sapidissima (American shad), 6387 nucleotides long. It is a transcript of the gene lamb4, whose product is annotated as laminin, beta 4. Gene Ontology annotation, biological process: axon guidance. The transcript has 36 exons. NCBI's taxonomy places the organism in Eukaryota, Metazoa, Chordata, Actinopteri, Clupeiformes, Clupeidae. Bases 319 to 5700 code for a protein of 1793 amino acids. Gene Ontology annotation, cellular component: basement membrane. The record is from RefSeq and is a predicted model, not a curated record.
AAAGAUUUGUCAUAGUUAUCUGUUAUCUGCCUAACCAGUGUACAAAGCAAGUUUCAGAAUGGCACAUAACAAACUUCAGCACUGCAGUCCCAAUGGAAUGUUAUGGUGAAGAAGGAUGCAUGCUUGAGGCAGUGCUUUUCCCUCGCUCUCCGUGGAGCUCAGGUGUGUCUUUACAUGCUGAGGCACUCAGCACCAUUACUCCACAGUGCACAGGGGGGCAGGGGUGGCGCACAGCUGCCACUCUGGACAGAGAUCCACUUUUCCAACAGGGCAGGACCUCCACAACUCACAACUUUCACUCCACUCUGACUCUCCACUAUGUUGAUCCUGGGCCCUUUACUGUUCCUGCUCACGUGUUUGGCCACCCCUCUGUUCGCUCAGGAGGAUGAGUGUGAUGACAACUCGUGUCACCCACAGCUGGGAGACUUGAUGCUCGGCCGUUCUGCACAGCUUUCGGCCACCUCCACCUGCGGACUCGCAGGACCUCAGAACUACUGCAUCUUGGGAUACCUGGAGGAUGAGCAGAAAUGCUUCCUCUGCGACUCAAGGAAUCCUUACAAUCGCUAUCACAAUCCCAAUAGUCAUCGCAUCGAGAAUGUGAUCACAACCUUUGAAGGGUCACAACGCAAGAUGAAGUGGUGGCAGUCUGAAAAUGCUGUUCACCAUGUUAGCAUUAAACUGGACCUGGAGACUGUGUUCCAGUUUAGCCAUCUUGUUCUAACUUUUAAGAGCUUCCGCCCUGCUGCCAUGCUGGUGGAGAGGUCUAAGGAUUUUGGACAGACCUGGAAGGUGUUCCGCUACUUUGCUGAGAACUGUCAACUCUCCUUCCCUGGAGUGUCCGAGGGACCAGCAACAAGUUUAGAUGAGGUCAUCUGUGAUAGCCGCUACUCUGGCCCAGAGCCCUCCACUGAUGGAGAGGUUGUGCUCAAAGCCUUGGAUCCCAGGUUUGAAAUAAAUGAUCCAUAUGACCCUAAAAUACAAGAGCUCAUCACCAUAACUAACCUGCGGGUGAACUUCACACAACUCCUCACUUUGGGCGAUACACUGCUGGGCCGUCGGCGGAGGAACCCCGAGGACAAAUACUACUAUGCGCUGUAUGAGAUGUUGGUGCGGGGAAGCUGCUUCUGCAACGGCCAUGCCAGCCAGUGCAUGCCUGUGGAUAAUGCCCGAGGGGAUGCGUUCAACGAGCGAGGCAUGAUUCACGGCCGAUGUGUGUGUCAGCACCACACAAUUGGUACCAACUGUGAGAGAUGUGAAGACUUUUACAAUGAUGCCCCCUGGAGGCCGUCUGAGUCUACAGAUCCUCAUACCUGCAGAAAAUGCAACUGUUACGGUCACUCGGAGAGGUGUCACUUUGACAUGGCGCGGUUUGUGGCCAGCGGGGAGGUAAGUGGCGGUGUGUGUGAAGACUGCCGCAACAACCGCGUGGGCGCCCAGUGUGAGCAGUGCCAGCCCUACUUCUACCAGGACCCCAGCAGAUCCCUGGAGGACCCUCAGGCAUGCAUACCAUGUGAUUGUGACCCUGCUGGCUCGCUGGACAAUGGCCUCUGUGAUGCCUUAACGGGACGGUGCGUGUGUAAGGAGAAUGUGGAGGGGGACAGGUGUGACCGCUGUAAAUUUGCCUUCUUCGGCUUACGCCAGGAUGACCCCUCAGGCUGCCAGUUUUGUCAGUGUAACUUACUUGGUAGCAUCACAACACCCCAUGCAUGUGACCAGACCACAGGCCAGUGUUUCUGUCAGCCUUUUGCCACAGGACCGUACUGUGACCAGUGUGUGCCAGGCUAUUGGGGUCUAGGAAACACUGUAUACAGCUGUCUGCCUUGUGACUGUGACACAGGUGGAUCCACCAGCAGUUUGUGCUCCAGUAUUGAUGGUCAGUGUCCUUGCCGGCCCAACAUGGUGGGGCUCAGCUGCAGUAGUCCGGCUCCUGGUCACUUUCUGGCCCCGCUGGACUACUACAUCUAUGAGGCUGAGGACGCCACACCGCUGGGAAGCGGUGGUUCAUCACUGGUGAAUCCACCCAACCCCACCGGUGUACCACUGCCCAUCUGUGAGCAUUACUACCGUGAACAAGGUUAUGACUUCAAACUCAGUGAUGGACAGUAUGUGCUCAUCAGACGAGAGAGGCGGAGCAGUCGACAACGAAGACAGGACCAGCCUCAGUAUAUAGAGCCUGAUCCAGCUGUGCAGGUCAGAGAGCGCCGGCCUGGUUUCCCCAUCACAUGGACUGGACCUGGGUUCAGGAGAGCUCCACAGGGUGCAGUCCUCCGGUUCAACAUUAACAACAUCCCAGCCUCCCUGCAGUACCACCUUCUGCUCCACUAUGAGCCAGAGUCCUCAGACGACUGGGUGGCCAGUAUCAGAAUUGUGCCUUCAGCACCUUUGGACUACGGAAGGUGUCAGAAUGACCCAGCGGCAGACAUGGAGCUAACACUGUCUGGUUCCAAAAGGGUGGCUCUUUUGGAUACCACAGUGUGUUUGGAAGCUGGUGUGCCAUACUCUGUGGAUGUCACUCUAAGAAAGCAGUCCAGUCCAGACUCCCAGUCUAGCCCAUACAUCCUGAUGGACUCGCUGGGCCUUGUCCCUCAGGUGGACUCCCCCCGGACUCAGGACGGGAGCUGCUCCGAGGCUACUGAGCUUCAGCAGUACCGCUGUGUGGAGCUGAACGCUGCCACGCCCCCUGACCAGUGCCAGGGUCUCAUUAGCAGCAUAUCUGCCCUCAUCCACAACGGUGCCCAUCACUGCAGCUGUAAUGAAGAGGGGGCCUACAGAGAAACCUGUGCAAAAUUUGGGGGUCAGUGUGAGUGUAAGCCAAACGUGAUUGGCCGCUGCUGCGACUCUUGUGCCCGACUGACCUUUGGCUUUGGACCAAAUGGAUGCACACCCUGUGACUGUGAGUCCAUGGGCUCAACAGCUGAGCUCUGUGAUGUGACCACUGGCCAGUGUCCAUGCCGUGCGGAGGUGACUGGCAGGCAUUGUGACCAGUGUCUGCCUGGCCAUUAUGGCUUUCCUCAGUGCUCGCCCUGUCGGUGCAAUGGACUGGCUGACCUUUGUGACCCCAUCACUGGAGCAUGUUUGGACUGCCGGGACUUCUCCACUGGACACAAUUGUGACAAGUGCCUUCCUGGUUACUACGGAGACCCAGUCUUCAGAGAGCCCUGUGAGCCGUGCAGAUGCCCAGAUGUGCAGGGGAGUGACCGUUUCUUCGCCCUGUCCUGCACCAAGGACGACGACACCGACAGCCUCACCUGUGACUGCCUCAGGGGCCACGCAGGAGCCCGAUGUGACAGCUGUGCACCUGGCUUUUACGGAGACCUGGCGCUGCCUGAGGCCCAGUGUGAGGAGUGCCGCUGCAACGACAACACGGACCCUCAGGACGCCAGGGCCUGUGACGGGGUGACCGGUGUCUGCCUGCGCUGCCUACACAACACCCGUGGGCCCUCCUGUGAGAGCUGCAAGCCAGGAUACUAUGGCGAUGCUCUGGUCCAAGACUGCAAAGAAUGCUCGUGUGAUCGGCGUGGCACAGAGGUGGUCAUGUGCCCACUGGACAGCCCGUGUUUCUGUGAUGAGGAGACUGGGCAGUGCCCCUGCCGCACAGGUGUGACCGGCCCUCUCUGUAAUGAGUGUGAGGAUGGCUACUGGAACCUGGAUGGUGAUGCAGGAUGCCAGCCUUGCAGAUGUGACCCUGAUCACUCACUCAACAAUGUCUGUGACAAGGUCACAGGCCAGUGCCCCUGUCUGCCUGAGUAUGGGGGUCAAUAUUGUUACGAGUGUGCCGAAAACUACUUUGGAAACCCCGACGUUCAGUGCCUUUACUGUGACUGUAACAUGGAGGGCACCCUGCGGCCGGCCUGUGACGUGGACACGGGUGAGUGCCGGUGCCGCCCUGGCGUGACGGGCAUCCUGUGUGAUGAGUGUGCCCCAGGCCAUGAGGCCACCUUCCCUGAGUGCCCACCUUGCCAUCCCUGCUCUUUGCUUUGGGCUGCAAACAUCACAGAUGUCAAGAAAGCUGCAGAGAAGAUGCAAACCCUCGUCCCUAAGCCUGGUGACCAAAAGGAGUCCAGUUACAGUCAGCGCUGGCAACACAUACUGGACCUGCAGUCCCAGCUGGAGUCGGCUCUGAACAUGACAGGAAAUACCCAGUCAGAACUCGAUGCAGCCGAGGAUCUCCUCUCCCGUAUCAUGGAGCUGAAAGACAGCAUAGAUCCCAGUGCCAUUGUCGUUGACCCAACAUCACUUCUGAACACAGAAAUAGAUAACAUCAAGCUGGAGUUCAAGAAACUUAUAGAUAAGUUAAUCGAUAAAACAAAGGAAGUCCCAAUAACAGAUCCUAAGGCUCUGAAUGACACACUGGAGGAGAUCAGACAGCACUAUAAAGACUUCAUCAAAGACGAGGAGCGGGUCAAGGAUGCAGAGGACAAGGUGGAGUCGUCCAGGGACAUCAGGCAGAAGACCAAGCUAGAGCUGGCCAAGUGUCACACCGGAGGCUGGGACACACUAGAAAAGAAAGUCAAAGCUUUGAAUGUGGUCAAGUUCAAUGAAGAGGUGUGCGGGGCCCCAGGUGACGCCGAGUGCUCUGAGGCCAAGUGCGGCGGUGCUCUGUGUAAGAAUGACGCUAACAAGAGCAAGUGUGGAGGCCCUGGCUGCAAGGGCAGCCUUCCUCUGAGCCACAGCGCCUUCGAGACAGCAGAGAACACCGAGAUCGACCUCAUUGAUCUGAACCACAAACUCAGAGAAUCAGAAAUCAAGAUUAAUGAGGCCAGAGACAUGAAUGAAGAAAUUAAAGGAGAAACAGUCAAGAUGAAAAAGAAGAUCAAUGACAGCAAGAACAAAUUUGAGAAGGAGAAGAAUGGUACCAAGGAUCUCAUCAAGAAAGUGAAGGACUACCUCACAGAUGAGACGGCAAGCCCAGAGGACAUUGAGGAAAUUGCCAAAGCAGUCUUAGCUAUUAAGCUCCCCAAGACUCCGGAUGAGAUCCAAAGCAUGAUCAAAAACAUCCGUGACCUGCUGUCCAACUUUACAAACUCUCAAGAGGACCUAGAGCUCCUGGAGGAGAAAGCCAAGACAGCAGAGAAACUACUUGAACAAGCCAACAAUGUCAAAAACCGAGCAAAGGCAAUCGAUGUGAGUGACAUUCGGAAGACGUUACAAGAGGCUAAACUCUUACAGGAUAAGGUCACGGAUAACCUAAGGGAUGCCACAAAUUCCACAGUCCAGGGUGCUGACAAAGUGAAAGAGACUAAAGGUAAACUGGACACCAUAGAGGCACGGUUGAAUCCAAAUGUGACAAAGUUGCUGCAAGAUGUUGAAGCGUUGAAGAAUAAAACUGAGAUGAACCGAGCGCAGGCAGAGGAGGCCAAAGCUGCAGCGGACGCUGCCCUAAAAAAUGCCACAGGUGUCAGCACGGAUAUCAAAGAGGUCAUUGAACUGUUUGAGGAGCUAAAGGACAAAAAAUCAAAUCAGACUGCUAAUGACGAGGUAAAAGAUCGUCUGAAAAAUAUCACAGCUGAAGUGGAAAGUAUGGCCAAAGAUGUGGCUGACAAGAUGAAGAAAAUUGAAGACUUGGAAAAAAGACUCCAAGCAGUCAUCAAAGAUAAAGAAGAUAAAGAGAAUGAUGUUGCUAAGCUGUUGGAGGAGGCAACAGCCCUCAGAAAAGUGAUUGCCGAAAAAGCUGACAACUACAUACAGUGCCGCUCCUAAAGAAAAUAUCACAUCUUUUCAUGCACACAUCUCAUAAGCUUUUCCACAGACUCUUCUGCGCUCAUAAUGGACUUACUUGUGUCAGUGUUUGUUCAUCGCCCUGUCCAUUAGGUGUCCACUGUGUCCACUGCUCAUUCUGGACUCUGGUAAGACCUUUAUUAAUGGCACAGUGGUGUUGCUGAAGCGUUCAUAUGAAAUUAAGCUACUGAAUAUAUUGUCAAAGGAUGCAUAUCUCAUUGAUAAUCUCAUUGACUGAUAUUGUGUUAUUUUUGUAAUGAGGCUUCUUUGAGAUUUGUUUAGCUAAAGGAUAUAAGGAAUUGAGUUCCUUCCUGGAAUAUUUUCCUUUUACUUGUUUUAUUAAAAAAAAUAUUUUGCUAUCUAAAACAUUCAUCUGUGGUUGUAUAAUGUUAAAUGUGUGUUAGAAUGUAAUGCCUUUAUAUGUCGAGCCUUCAAUGUAGGUAGUUCCCUUAAUUGCCACAGGAGGGCAUACUGUAUGCAGGCAAAGUUUAGAGGUAUGUCACUGACAUGCUCUUGUUUCCCUGAACAGCUGGAUCUUUUAUUUAUCAGUAAUGGAUCUUAAUACUACCAUAUAGAAGUUGAUCCAUCUACACACUAUUACUGUUCCCUUGUGGUCGUUACAUUUUUAAAUGUAAAUAUUUGUGCCUAUUCUAACAAAAUAUUUUAAAU